This is a messenger RNA of Ruditapes philippinarum (Manila clam), 2662 nucleotides long. RefSeq names its product cleavage stimulation factor subunit 1-like. Gene Ontology annotation, molecular function: protein binding; RNA binding. The transcript has 13 exons. Bases 117 to 1397 code for a protein of 426 amino acids. Gene Ontology annotation, biological process: mRNA 3'-end processing. Lineage: Eukaryota; Metazoa; Mollusca; Bivalvia; Venerida; Veneridae. Gene Ontology annotation, cellular component: mRNA cleavage stimulating factor complex. The record is from RefSeq and is a predicted model, not a curated record.
UGUCAAGAGACGCUUGUUGACAGUAAAGCGGCGUACAUAUAAAAUCUUCUUACCGGCAAAAUAAUAUAUUUUUUGCGGAAAAUUGAAUUAAACCGCUGCAAAGAUUAAAAUAUCGUAUGGAAGUGAAACAGAGAGAUCUGCUGUACAGGCUUAUGAUAAGCCAGUUGUUCUAUGAUGGACACCAGCAGUUAGCAGUCAACCUUGCUUCCAUGGUAAAGGCUCACCCAGCAUGCCCACCAUCAGAUAGACUGCUCAAAGUUUUAAAACUUGGACUCAAAGCAGAAGAAGAGGUGACUGGGGAAAAGACAUUCAAGAGUGAGUACAUCACUCCUGGUGCAGGAAUUGAUUUGGAGUUUGAGACAGAUGUUCAGACAAUAUCACCAGAAGCAGCCUUGUAUGAGACAUGUUAUGUUACAGCACACAAGAGUGCCUGCAGAGUAGGAGUCUUCCAUCCCAGUGGUCAGUUAAUUGCUACAGGCUCUGAAGACACAUCAAUAAAGAUUCUAGAUGUGGAAAGAAUGUUGGCCAAGAGUGCAACGCCCCCUGAAGUGAUUGCACUGGAGACGCCCCAACAAGCCAUGGAAAAUCACCCAGUCAUCAGAACAUUAUACGACCACAAUGGGGAAAUUACUUGUCUUGACUUUCAUCCACACCAUCAAAUUCUGGCGUCCGGCAGCAAAGAUUUUAGUGUCAGAUUCUUUGAAUAUUCAAAACCAUCAGUGAAAAAGGCAUAUAAAAGUAUACAGGAAGCAGCAGAAGUAAGGACGUUAUCAUUUCAUCCUGGAGGGGAUUUUAUCCUGGUUGGUACCAAUCAUCCUACAUUACGGCUUUACGAUGUGAACACAUUUCAAUGUUUUGUUGGAAGAAAUCCCAAUGACCAGCAUACAGCUGCUGUUACAUCUGCUAAAUACAGUCCUAAUGCUAACUUGUAUACAACAUGUGCUAAAGAUGGACACAUCAAGAUUUGGGACGCUGUGUCUGGUUUGUGUAUAAAUACAUUCAAGAAUGCUCACGAUGGAGAGGAAGUGUGUUCAGUACAGUUUACAAGAAAUUCCAAGUAUAUUUUAUCAAGUGGGAAAGAUUCAUUAGUGAAGUUAUGGGAGUUGUCUACUAACAGAUGUCUGAUAGUGUAUACUGGAGCAGGAACUAUGGGAAAACAGGAGCACAGAACUAAAGCUUGUUUCAAUCAUACAGAAGAUUAUGUGUUGUUCCCGGAUGAGAAGACAACAAGUCUGUGUUGCUGGGACUCGAGAAAUGCUGAACGUCAAAGACUUCUUUCUCUUGGCCAUAAUGGGAUUGUUCGCUGUAUAAAUCAUUCACCGACAGGGCCUGCAUUUGUCACAUGCAGUGAUGAUAAUCGUGCACGAUUCUGGUACAGGAAAGCUGAUUCAGACUGAUAAUACAAUAUUCAUUGAUCUUGAUGCUUCAUUUGUAUAUAAAAAAUAUACAAUAUAGAAAGCACGCUUGUGCAGAACUUUGUACUAGGGGCCCUAGUCUAGGGCAUAUCGGUUCUAUUCAUACCUUAUCAUGUUGUUUUAUGUGUCAAACUUUAAGUACUUUAAGCAACAAGUUGUAAAUUGUUUUUGUAUUGUUUUGUUUUGUUUUUUCAUUGCUUAAAAUCGUCUUUUUUUUAAAUUAAAUCAGCUGUAGCUAAUGUUUAAGAGAUACAUAAAUGCCAUUUUGUUUAUAAAAAGAUACAGAAUUUACCAUUAUUUUAAUGUGUAUUCCUUUAGAAACAAGAGCAAGAAUGUAAUACAUUCAAUUUCUUCUUUUUUUUUUCUUUUUUUUAAAUAAAUUCCUACUUUAGUAAAUGAUAUAGAAUCUACUAUUAUAUUCAAGGACUUUUAUAGAUUUAUCGAAAUAAAUGAAUUGUUAGGGUUUUUUUAACAAAUAAUGAACAAGUACGGUAUGGUAAUCAACUGUUUCAAUCUGAAUAAAAUUAUACAUGUAUUACCAAGUUAUGAUUUGUAGAUCUAUUAAAAUUAUAUGCCUAUGUUUUAUUGACAUCUAUAAAGGUAUAUGACCAAAUUAUGAUUUGUAGAUCUAUUAAAUUAUAUGCCUAUGUUUUAUUGACAUCUAUGAAGAUAUAUGACCAAAUUAUGAUUGAUGUAGGCAUUUAUGAAGUAAUGUGCCCUAUACAUGUACUUUUACUUGUGUUUAACUAUGUUGUAGGUUUCUAUUUAUCAUCAAUCAGUUUAGAUAUGCUUUGUUUUAAAUAGAUUGAAAACAGCAUGCCUCCAGAUUUUCAUGAACUGUUUCAAUGUAUUAAAAAGUAAAAUAUCAAGUGAAUAAAUUAAUUUACCCAUUGCCAACACCACAAUAUAUCUAGAAAAAAUUAACAAAAUAGGUAAGAAUAUGCAAAAUACUGCUUACUGUGUUAGACAUGCUGUAGAAAUAUGGUAAUAAAUUCUGAUAAUCUGUCAUUAAUUGCAUAUAACAUGUAAAUUACAUCUUGAAUUUUCAAUAUUUUUACUUUUUUUAAAAAAAAAAUCUAAGUACAUAUUUUUCAAGGUAGAUUUUCUGGAACUAUUUUGGCCAAUCUGGAGGUAUACAACUUUAAAUAGAUAAAUAUGAACUUGAAACAAUUUGAAGAUUUGAGACAAUUAGAUAUGGCCUUUUUUACAUAAGACUGGAAAAUAAUAAAAUAAAGUAUUAAAUUGAA